UCGUUCCUCUGUUUGUAAACGUUCAUCGUCGACACGUCGCUGUGGUACAAGAGGAAUAAAACACUUCCGGAUGUGCCGUCAGAGGAAAACAGUAACUCCGCCUCAUCGCGCUGCUGCAGCAUCGCUGAUUAUUUUCCUCCUGUUUCACUCCUCACGGGACACCGCAGCAGCGUUUCAAGGAGAAGUCGAAAGGAGAACUGAUAUCAUGCGGUGAUACCGAAUCUGGAAAAGAUGCCAAGGGGUAUUUUUGUGUUUAAAACAGCGAAUGUUUUCAAACCAAACACAUUAAUAUCGUCUUUAUCUGUGUGAAAGAGCGGUAUUUUCUAUCAAAGCGUUUUUUGUUUUUUUUUUCUUGGUCCAAUUGACUUUUCACACGUCAGUAAAAUUAAGGCGUGACCUCACUAACGUCAGGGACGUGAGGCGGAGUUAGAUGCAAAGUACGGGCUUUUUUUUUUACGUAGAGAUACAUCCAAAAAACGGGUCACACAACAACAACAACAACAAACGACAAAAGCUUGACAGCGGGUGCGUCUCAAUCAGCGUCCCUCGUUCAGUAGUUCAGAGCGUUGAUCAGCGAGUCGGCCAUUUUGAGGGGUUUCUCAAUUGCACCGGAAAAACCGGCGAGCGUCCAUGCUCGCUCUGUUCCCUUACAGGAAAUGACGUCAUGUUUUCUGAAGCUCGGAAAAAAAAUAAAUAAUGGGACGAUCUCUCAGCCGACUUCGUCUACAAAUGUAAUCGGCUUGUUAUCGUCGUUGUUUCGCUCUCGAAUGAUCCACGAUUUUGAACGUUAUUUGACGUUCUGUUUGAGUCUAACGACUUUUAAGUGUUUAACGAUGUGAAGGAAGUCCUUCUUCAAGCGAUCCUGCUUCGAGCACCGUGACGGAAACGCUUGUGAUUAAUUAAGCGAGCGAAUUUGAUGACAUUUUUUUUAAUCACCAUGAUGACACAGGGUGCUUUAUUCCUUACGUAACGGUGCUGAAAUAUUAUCUGAUAUGAAGAGGAAUACAUUAUUAAGACAUUAUGAAGAUGUCUACAGUUUCAAAUCCUUUCCUACAGGAGGAAAUGCCCGAGUGAUGCAACGCUCCAAUCCUCCGCGCUGAGAGACUGGGUUUCCCCUUACCGGGGAUUUUCCCGUGUGCACUGGUACUGAUGAAAGUGAAAGUGUAAAUGUAGCUGAAGAACAAUGCUACCCUGAACACACACACACACACACACACACACACACACACACACAGAAGUGUGACGGCAUACAGAACAGGGUUGCCAGAUUGACUGUUUUUUGUGGAACAUUAUUUACGCAGAUUAUAGUAAAUGCAUAUAAAUAUAAGUAAACAAUACAUUAUUAAUAAUAUUCCGUUAAGUGAAUGCGUUAAGUUGCUUUCGCUUUGUUAAAUGCUAUUGAAAUGAAAGAAAGGCCUGGUUAAUGAAUCGUAUCGUUCGUUUAUUAAUACUAUCAAAGGCAAUUAAUGAAACUACUGAAAUUCAUGUCGCUUUAUAAAGUGCUGUUUAAAUGCUUGAACACCGUGUGUACAGAGAAUAUUUACAUCUGAUUAUUUAUUUAUUUCUUCAUUCAUUCAUUCAAAUUCCUCAUUUCCCCCAACCUAUUUAUUCGAUAUCGGUUCAUAUGCAUUUUAAUAUUAUUUUAUAAAUAACUAUGAUUAUCAUCUGGGAGGUUUUUCAUUGGACACUAAGACAAUAACCCUAGUUAUCCUUUUAGUUGAGUACAGAGUCCCGACGGGUCACGGUUUGGUUUUUUUACGUUUUUUUUUCCUAAUAUGUAUCGGACUGAGUGUGUGAUAUCACUGUACCGUGCAAGGUCAACGUCUGGAGUCUGCCCCCUUCGCCCUGAAAUCAUCAAUCUGGCAACCCAGAUAGGGGCGUGACACACACACACACACACAUACAUGGGGAAUAUGCACAAGGUUAAAAAGAUUUCAUUAAUAAUCAAACACACCUAUAUGCUCACAGGAUAACAACCCCACCCAUCCACACACACACACACACACACACACACAAACACACACACACACACACACACACACACAAGGAAAUAAAGAGAAAAGGGACAGAGCUUGGGAUCAGAGCUUCAGGAGGUUCAGUGCUGCCUUUCGGAUGUCCUUCAGCAGUCCGUAACGAGAGCACAGAACAGUCAUGGAGGAACGACAGAGCCUGCUGCAGAAUCUUCAUCAAGAUUUGGAGGAUGUCGUGGUCAUCAUGCAGGAGAACGUGAGGAAGGCCAGAGAGCGCGGCGAAAACCUAGAAGAGCUGGACCACAGAGCCGACGAGCUGCUCAAGUGUAGUAGGAGAUUCGGCAGGACCACAUCGAAUCUGAACGGAAAUCAGCAUCAGAGGAACGUGACUUUGAAAGUGAUUUGUUGCGUAUUUUUUUCCAUCAUCGUCACCGCCGUCCUCAUCGUCGUCAUCAUCGCGACCCAUAAUCACUGGAUCUGACGACGACGAAGACGAGACGAGCUUGCGGAUUUGAUUUCUCCUCGAGACGUGUCUUCAGACGUCGCACGCUCCCGCUCUUGAACACGCAUAAACAGCCGUGCGAUCGAGCUGCUUCCUGUGAAACACUAUUAGCGCAAAAGCUAACGACGAGCUAGGGACAAAGCUAGCACACGGUGUAGUGCGAACUCAUUUUAUUCUCAAUUUUUUCUUUUCUUCGUGAUUGAGACAUCAAGUCAUUCAUUUAGCUCAUGAUGCUACGGUGCACGCGACCGACAAAAAACGAUGAGGUUCGAGAUCUCCGCGCUGUCACGUUUCUCUCAGGAGCCAACACAUGUGCAAAUGAAGGGUCUUAGCAACGAAACAAACAAUUACACUUGACAAUGUUCUCCAUGUUAUUUUAAAUAUCUGACGUUUACACUAUGCUUGUUUUAAUUAUUAAUUUUUUUUAUUUUAAACUGCAAGUGUUUAGCCUGGAAGUUGAUUUUAUCCGUCUGUUUUGCUGUGUCUUGAUUUAAACUGGUUAAUUGAAGUAAGAUUCUGAACAAAAGUGGCCUUUUUCGCAUGUUAAUGUCUUGAUGAGAUAAUAAUGAAAUUGUGCUUGAGAGUUUGUUCACACUGAAAUAACAUUUUAUUUCAAACAACAUGAAAAAACUGGAUUUUUUAUUUAUUUAACUUUGUUUGGGGGGCGGGAGCGAGGGAGGGGGUGUUUUAUUAAAUAUGCAAAUAUAUGCAUGUAUAAACAGACGAAACCUCAUUUGCAUAAAUGACUGUCAGUGAAAGAAAACUUGCAAGAAUAUCAGCAAUCCACUGAAUAUUAUUA
This is a messenger RNA of Ictalurus furcatus (blue catfish), 3271 nucleotides long. RefSeq lists its product as uncharacterized. Gene Ontology annotation, cellular component: plasma membrane; SNARE complex. Gene Ontology annotation, biological process: SNARE complex assembly; vesicle-mediated transport; vesicle fusion. Gene Ontology annotation, molecular function: syntaxin-1 binding; SNAP receptor activity. The coding region runs from base 2152 to 2451 and encodes 99 amino acids. NCBI's taxonomy places the organism in Eukaryota, Metazoa, Chordata, Actinopteri, Siluriformes, Ictaluridae. The transcript has 3 exons. The record is from RefSeq and is a predicted model, not a curated record.